This is a messenger RNA of Hansenula ciferrii, 2169 nucleotides long. RefSeq names its product alpha-mannosyltransferase. The transcript has a single exon. NCBI's taxonomy places the organism in Eukaryota, Fungi, Ascomycota, Saccharomycetes, Phaffomycetales, Wickerhamomycetaceae. Gene Ontology annotation, molecular function: alpha-1,3-mannosyltransferase activity. Gene Ontology annotation, biological process: protein O-linked glycosylation. Gene Ontology annotation, cellular component: Golgi apparatus. The record is from RefSeq and is a predicted model, not a curated record. Bases 1 to 2169 code for a protein of 722 amino acids.
AUGUCUAUAGGACGAGUGAUACAGUUAGUGAAAAACGUGCUACGGUCCAGGUUAUCCAUCAUUUCCUUAUUGUUUGUUUUCAUAUUAUUCCAGAUCUAUUAUUACAAACUUAACUUCAGCAAUGAUUUAUACUACUUAAAAGGUGAAGAAACAGAAGAAACAUUCAUAAAUAGACUUAAAGGUGUAAAUAAUGGGAAUAAAGUUUAUGUCAAUGAUCAUAAUUCAGACAUCUCAGAAGCCUAUACAAAUCUCAUAAAAGAUUACGGAGAAACUUUCAAUAAUUACCCAUUUCAUGAAAAAUGCUCCAUUUAUUUUGACUCAUUAUACAAAACAGAUCAUGAUUGGGCUCUGACAGAUUUCCAUGAUUUACCAUAUGAUGGUGGUAUUUUUGAACGUAAGGGUAAUUUCAUAAUGAAUAGUUUGAAAACUUACAAAAAUAAAAAAUACAAAGAUAUGGAUCCUGAAGAAUUUAAAAAGAUGGCUGACGAACAAAAUUUGAACAAAGUUUUCGAAGUUGAUUAUCAAAGAGCAGUCAGAGAGACAAAAGAUACUGAAAGAAAAUUAGUUGAUGCAUCAACACAUCUAAGAGUUUACGGUGCUUGUUAUUUAGAUCAAUACGGCACAUUAAACACACUGAAAUCAGAUCCAAAAAUUGAGCAACAAUGUCUUGAUAUAGAGAUGAGAAUGUUCCCUUGGUUUAGUAGAAGAAUGCCAAAAUAUACUAGAUGGGAUGGAACAGUAAAAUAUUCAAUGCCAAUAAUGUCCGAAUAUACAGACCAAAAAUAUGAAUAUAAUCCAAUUGUUAGUAAUUGUUUUAUGAAAAGUUUGAGAAGUCAAUUGAAUGGUAAAGGUAUUACAAUCAGUGCUAAAGAUAGUCAUUUUGGCCAAUUAUCAGGAUUGUUACCAUUAUUAAGAGCAUUAGGUAAUAAGCUUCCAAUGGAAAUUGUUCAUAAAGGUGAUAUGAGUGAAAAAGUUCAAAACAAAUUAAUCGAAAUAGCUCGUAUGGAUACACCAGAUUUAACCAAGGUUGAAAAUUUAAAUCAUAUAUUACAAUUAAGAAAUAUUACAAAUUUUGAUGAAAAAAACAAAACACAAAUGGAUAUUUUAUUUCCAAAACAAGAAUUAUGGUUUGUUAAUGUUCAAAAUGCAAUUUCAGGUAGUUAUCAAGGUAAAUUUAAUAACUAUGCUAAUAAAUUAUUAGCAUAUUUUUUCAAUUCUUUCCAAGAUUGUAUUUUGAUGGAUACAGAUACAAUUCCAUUAGUUGAAUUAGAAGCUAAAAUUUUAGGAUCAAAUGCUUAUAAAGAUCAUGGUGCUUAUUUCUUUAAAGAUCGUGAAUUAUAUCAACAAGGCGCAGUUUCAGAUAGGAAAUUUUUCUCCAAAUUAAUGCCAUCUAAGAUUGAUACUGCAUUUUUCGGUAUUCCUAAAACAACAGAUUUUACAAUGAAGAAUAGAUUCAUUGGGGGUGGAUUCUGGCAUUAUAUGGAAUCAGGUAUUGUAGCAAUUGAUAAGGUUAAACAUUUUACUGGUGUUUUAACAACAUUACAAUUACAAAUAUGGGCACCUGCAGCUUCAAAAGUCUGGGGUGAUAAAGAAUUAUUUUGGUUAGGUUUAUCCAUAUCUGGUGAUGAAAAUUAUUAUAUGAAUAAAUUAGCUUCUGGAUCAGUUGGCCAAUUAACACCAAAGAGUCAACGAUUGUUCGAAGGUAAAGAAUUAAUUGGUAGAGAAUUAUGUUCAACACAUCCAGCUCAUGUUUCAAGUGAAGAUAAUUCAACUUUAUUAUGGUUUAAUUCUGGAUUUCAAUUCUGUAAAAAAGAAACAGCUAGACAAGAUAUGCAAAAAGGUUAUUUUAAAAAAAUACCAAGUAUCACAACAGUGGAAGAAUUAGACUUCCAUUAUAAGAAUUUUAUCAAGAUUGAUGCAGUUAUUGUUCCUAAACAUGCUGAAUAUUAUGAAAAUCGUAAUAAUGGAGAAAAUCCAAGAGGUUGGGGUUUAAUGAAUGAAUGUGGUGGGUAUAUGUUUUGUGCAUAUGAUAAAAUUGCAGGUAAAGAUGAUAAAGAAACAAAUGGGUUACUUGUCGAAUUUGAUGAAGAACAACGUAAAAUUUAUGACUUUUAUGGAUCGGUUUGGAUACAUGGUCAAUCAAUUUUUUCAAAACCUAUAGAAAACUAA